Messenger RNA from Trichoderma breve, 5556 nucleotides. Its product is annotated as HECT-domain (ubiquitin-transferase) domain-containing protein. The record is from RefSeq and is a predicted model, not a curated record. Gene Ontology annotation, biological process: protein polyubiquitination; proteasome-mediated ubiquitin-dependent protein catabolic process. The transcript is spliced from 8 exons. Bases 1 to 5556 code for a protein of 1851 amino acids. Gene Ontology annotation, cellular component: nuclear speck. Gene Ontology annotation, molecular function: ubiquitin protein ligase activity. Lineage: Eukaryota; Fungi; Ascomycota; Sordariomycetes; Hypocreales; Hypocreaceae.
AUGUCUCCCAGAAUAACCAGAUCUUCCGCCCGCCAAGCAGCGAGCCAGGCGGCUCGAGCUCCUGCUGCCUCAUCAGAGUCCUCGGCUCCAACUGCUCCCCCACCACCACCGUCGUCGUCGUCGUCGUCGUCCCGGAAGCGAAAAGUUUCGAGCGCGGAGAAGAACCUUGCGACCGGACCCCAACCUAGCUCUUCGGUUCGACGGUCCAAGAGACAAAAGAUUCCUGAAGCUGCUGUCCCGCCACCACCACCAGAAACCGUACCUAAUUCAUCCCACUCAUCCUUGCCGCGGAAGGGGAGGGCUGCAGCGGAUAUGGAUGGCGCCGAUUCUAAUACUGGUAGCCGAAGAUCAGCUCGAAGCAAGCGAACUUCUAACCAGUCCCAAGCCACCGUAACUUCGAUGCCUGCAAGUCGAGAUUCACAACUAUUCACAGGAAAUGCUUCCGAUCAGGAUGCCAUUAUGACCGGCAUGGGCGAUGACAAGGAUCACUUUUCUUCUUCGUCACCUCAUAGGGAAGAUGCACAAUCCUCAAAGAUUGGCAAAGGCGAUGGUCAUGGAGAGGACGAUGACUUGAGUAGAGACGGCGGCACAACCUCCAUCGAACAUGCUUCAUUCAACGACGACGAUGAAGACGAAGAGGACGAAGAGGAGGACGAGGACGAACAUGAAAAUGACCACGACAACGAAAACGAGGACGAGGACGACGAUGAUGAUGACGAUGAAGAUGACGACGAAAACGAAGACGAUCCCUUUGGCGCUUACGGCGGCCCAGGAGACCAUGACUCCGGCCUUUCCAGCACCUUGCGGGCUUUGACCGGCAUGAUGACCGGCUUGUCUAGUCGACUUCGGGAACUUCUUGCAAGUCUACGUAGUGAAGAUUCGUCUGUCCAGGUGAUCGCUCUGCAAGAGCUGUCCGAGAUUUUCCUAGUGUCUAAUGAAGAUAAUCUCUCGGGUCACUUUUCUCCCGACGCCUUCGUCAAAGAGCUCGUUCAGCUCAUGUCCAAGGAAGAGAGCCCAGAGAUCAUGCUCUUGGCCUGUCGCUGCCUUGCGAACCUCAUGGAAGCUCUACCCGCAAGCAUUGCUAAUGUUGUGUAUGGAAAUGCCGUCCCAGUUCUCUGCCAAAAGCUGCUUGAAAUCUCAUUCAUAGACCUCGCCGAGCAAGCUCUGAGUACGCUUGAGAAGAUCUCAACCGAAUAUCCUUCCAGUAUCGUUCGAGAAGGGGGGCUUACAGCGUGUCUAUCCUACCUUGACUUCUUUGCAACCAGCACGCAGCGAACGGCUGUGACCACUGCGGCCAAUUGCUGUCGGAACAUUCCCGAUGACUCGUUCCCUGUGGUUAAAGAUGUUAUGCCAACCCUCCUGAAUGUCCUCAACAGUAACGACCAAAGAGUUGUGGAGCAAGCUUCCUUGUGUGUUUCUGGCAUCGCUGAAAGCUUCAAGUAUCACCCAUCGAAGCUCGAAGAGUUGAUUAGCGUUGACCUUUUGCGCGCAAUACUACGCCUUCUCGUCCCGGGGACCACCAAUCUUAUUGGACCUAAUAUCCAUACACAGUUCCUCCGCGUGCUAGCUUUCACCGCCAGGGCCAGUCCCAGACUCUCUUCUGAGCUGUUCAAAUUAAAUGUGGUGGAGACGCUCUAUCAGAUCUUGACGGGCGUCUCUCCUCCAACAGGGACCGAAGAUGUAGCAUCCAAGCUGGACAGCGUGAUUGUCAUGCAGGCGCUUAUUCAUCGACCUCGUGAGCAGAUUGUGGAAGCUCUCAAUGUCAUAUGCGAGCUGCUUCCGGGUUUGCCUCGCAAUGCAGGAGUUGCCGUGGGAGACUUCAUGGAGUUGCACGAUGCGAUUGAGCCCAUUACGCCGUCAUCCUUGAGCGGCAGAAGCAACUCGAAUCACAACGACCGCCGCCUUGAGCUUUUGGAGGACUGCAAGGAUCAAGUUCGCCGUUUCGUGCUCAUCAUAUUCCCAACAUUAACGGAUGCCUUCUCCAGCACAAUCAACCUGAGCGUUCGCCAGAAAGUCCUGACUGCCCAGAUAAAGAUGCUCUCCAACUUGGACGAGGGCCUACUUGCGGAGGCAUUGGCACCAGUACCUUAUGCAUCCUUUUUGGCUUCAAUUUUGUCACAAGAAGAUCAUCCUUCCCUGGUUAUUUUAGGUCUUCAAGCGACUGAGUUACUCCUUACUCGCCUUGACAGCGUUUAUCGAUACCAGCUUUAUCGCGAGGGCGUGAUAUUUGAGAUACAAAAAUUAGCCUUGGAUGAUGGCCAGCCCAGCAUAAAAGAGGAUCCUUCCAAAUUGAAGAAUGGGCCUCGAAGGUUGAGCUUGCCUGAUGCUGGCGAUAGCAGCGCGCCGUCAUCAGAUCAUGAAUCCGACGACAAUGACAAUGAAGACGAAGAGGCUGAGGACGAAGGCGCUGCUCAUGAGCACCACUCUUCUGGUGGCGAUGAUGAGGAUGUCGAUAACGAGCUCAACGCUAGUGACGCAUCGCCAGCCAGUUCUCGUGGCUCGUCAAUGUCCUUGGAUGCCGCAUCUCUUCCUUACGUCUCCAAUGUUCAACUAAUGAAGUCCCGUAUCGUCGUCAUCGCCAAAAAAUUCUUAGAGGCCCACGAGAAAGACGGUCGCAGCCAAGACAUGCGAACGCAGGCCACACAGAUACUCGAAACUUUAUCUCAUCUAGCAGACGAGCUCGAGGCCUUCUAUUUGACUCGCACAUCCAAGACGUUGUCUCCGGAAACUGGACGAAUGCUCUUUACAAAGCUUUCGUCUUACUUUGACUCCGAUAUCCUGGAAAGUAUUACUAGCGCAGAGCUCCUGGCCUCUGGCAUGGCAAGCUUCUUGGAAGUAUUCAUGAGUCCCCCAACGAAAUCUAGACCUAGAACUGGCGUCACUGAAUCACAAGCCACGCCAUUUAGUGUGCUGAUUCAUAAGCUACAAGAUCUGCUCAGUAGGUCAGAGCAUUUUGAAGUUAUCACAGUUCAUCAAAACAGCUUUGAGGGCAAUCGCAGCAGUCCGGCCUCGAUGCUGGGCAAGCAACUUAAACUGAGGCUCGUCGCGGACGAUGAAUUGUCGAUUCCGCGCCCCUAUCGAAACAUCAUGGUGUCCAUUCACGCAAUUGCUACGUUCAAGUCUCUGGACGAUUAUCUUCGCCCAAGAAUUAGCUUAGCAGAGCGGCCAAGGAUCUCCCGAAGGGAUGGACUUUCUAGGGCUCUUGCGGCUAUAGCCAGCUCUGGCUUAUCCCAGAAUCUUACAGCAGGCGCCGGUCUAACUGAGCAGCCUCCCGCUCUGCCUGGGACUACGCAACAGCCACCCCUGCCACCGACAUCUUCUGCGUCUUCUGGCUCUAGAUUCUCUGGAAACAUCAACAGAUCCUUACGGCGGUCUUCCAGACUCUUCAGAUCACCAGCAGAUGUACCAACUCCCCCGACUCGUCCUCCCGAUGAAGACAAGGCGCCGCAGCCUACCUUGGAGUGUGCAGAUGAGAAGCAGCUCACUGAUGACGAGGACGAUGACGCUGGUGAUAGUACUGCUCUUGAUGCCAUUGUCGGCGAGCUCGAUGAAGACAUUGGGGAGAAAGGAGAGGCUGAUACUUCUGCCGUCAAUCUGGAAGUCGCUGCUGAGAACACUAUUUUGACUCAAAAAGAAGAUAACUCUAGAGUUGCGACACCACCGGGAGCAAAUCUUCAUGGCUACGAUCGAGUACUGUAUAGGAACAGUGCUCAUGCAGCACCCCACUCUUCAUCACGGCAUACUUCUUACGCCUCUAUACUUCAGACUAUCCCCCAAGAUUGGCAUAUUGAGUUUACUCUGGAUGGCAAGAUUAUUCCGAACGAGACAACCAUUUACCGCGCCGUUCACAUGUCGACAUCUUCUGCGAAUGACCACGGUAAUAAAAACAUCUGGUCUUCGACGCAUCCCAUCAAGUUUCGAAGAGUUUCUGGGCAGCCCCCUGCAGAGUCCAGGACGACUAGCUUCAACGCCGAAGUUGAUGGAGAAAUAGAUAAAGGGAUGGCGGCUUCACUGGCGAAGCAUCCAAUCACUGCUUCCAUUUUGCAACUUCUCAACAUCCUUCAUGACCUCAAUGCCAACAUCGAAGAUGUCUUGUUUGUGAACACAAAACUUACGGCUAAGCUCAAUCGUCAGCUUGAGGAGCCACUGAUUGUCGCAAGCAGCUGUUUGCCAAGCUGGUCUGAAGACCUAGCACGCCUUUACCCCUUUUUAUUCCCCUUUGAGACGCGACACCUCUUUCUCCAGUCGACAUCCUUUGGGUAUGCUAGGUCAAUGGCUCGUUGGCAGAAUGCGCACUCCACGGAUGAUAACCGGCGAGACCGCUCCAACGAGCGGCCAUUCUUGGGCCGCCUCCAGCGCCAAAAGGUGCGAAUUUCCCGACUUAAGAUUCUCGAAUCCGCUUUGAAAGUUAUGGAACUGUACGGCGCUUCUCAAAGCAUACUAGAGGUGGAGUAUUUCGAGGAAGUUGGCACUGGCUUGGGCCCAACUCUUGAAUUCUACUCUACAGUGUCGAAGGAAUUCUCCAAGAAGAAGCUCAAGCUUUGGCGUGAAGUCGACUCUGCUGGGUCAGACGAGUUUGUGACCGGCCAGACAGGACUAUUCCCUCGCCCACUCAGUGCUGAGGAGGCGACCACACCGAAUGGAGAGCGCAUUCUUCACAUGUUUAAAGCUCUCGGAAAAUUUGUGGCUCGGUCAAUGAUUGACUCUCGUAUCAUUGAUAUCCAUUUGAACCCAAUCUUUUUCAGAAUCGGAGAUGCCUCUUUGACUGGUGUUAAGCCAUCUCUAGGAGCAGUCAAGAUUGUCGAUCCCGGUCUUGCUCGCUCACUCAUAACGAUCAAAAAGUUCGUACUGGCCAAGAAGGAAAUUGACGAAGACCCAGCCCGCACGCCUGCGCAGAAAGUGGCAGAUACUGAGGGAAUUAUGAUUGACAAUAUGAGGCUAGAGGACCUCUGUCUCGAUUUUACCCUGCCUGGCUAUCCAGAUAUUGAGCUCCAAGAGCACGGCUCUCUAAAGCGAGUCACCAUUGAGAAUGUUGAUUUAUACUUGGAAAAGGUCAUUGACAUGACUCUGGGAUCUGGCGUCAAACGUCAGAUUGAUGCCUUUCGCACUGGCUUCUCGCAAGUUUUCCCCUACACGGCACUAAGAGCCUUUACGCCAGACGAAUUGGUUUCAUUGUUUGGCCGAGUAGAAGAGGACUGGAGUCUUGAGACCCUCAUGGAUUCGAUCAAGGCCGACCAUGGCUACAACAUGGACAGCCGAAGCGUCAAGAAUUUACUGCAGACUAUGAGCGAACUUGAUCUCAAACAACGACGAGAUUUCCUACAGUUUACUACGGGCAGCCCAAAGCUUCCCAUUGGCGGGUUUAAAAGCUUAACUCCGAUGUUUACUGUUGUUUGUAAACCCAGCGAGCCUCCGUACACCUCAGACGCUUACCUUCCGAGCGUCAUGACGUGCGUGAAUUAUCUAAAGCUUCCAGAUUACACUACCAUGGAUAUCCUCAAAAAGCAGCUGUACACUGCAAUCAGGGAAGGGCAGGGAGCGUUUCAUUUGUCAUGA